CGUGUGCCUACUUUUAACGUCUUGUUUGUUUUUUUUGUAAUACUUUAAAUAUUAUUUGUUAAUGGGACCAGAUCUACAGCCACCAGGUACCGAGUCCCCGGGUAAUUCCUUUAAAAUGACGGAAGAGGAGGAAGCUCUUCGAGAGAAAGCCAAAAAAUGGCAACAGCUUCAGAUUAAACGUUACAGUGAAAAACGCCGAUUUGGUUUUGUGGAAGCACAAAAAGAGGAUAUGCCUCCUGAGCAUAUCCGAACUAUUAUAAAAAGUCACGGCGAUAUGUCCAGUAGAAAAUUUCGUCACGAUAAACGCAUUUACCUCGGCGCCUUGAAAUACAUCCCCCACGCCGUUCUUAAACUUCUUGAAAAUCUUCCCAUGCCGUGGGAGCAAGUCAAAGAAUGUAAAGUUUUAUACCACGUGACUGGCGCCAUCACGUUUAUAAAUGAAAUUCCUUGGGUAAUAGAGCCCGUAUACAUCGCUCAAUGGGGGACUAUGUGGAUUAUGAUGCGUCGAGAAAAAAAGGAUCGUAAACAUUUUAAACGGAUGCGGUUUCCUCCUUUUGAUGAUGAAGAGCCCCCUUUAGAUUAUGGUGACAAUGUUCUGGACGUGGAGCCUUUGGAGGCGAUAUGCAUGGAACUUGAUGAAGAAGAUGAUGCAGCCGUGUACGACUGGUUUUAUGAUGCAAAGCCUCUGAUAAAUACGAAGUUUGUUAAUGGAGGAACUUAUCGAAAGUGGCAUUUGACACUUCCUAUUAUGUCUAACUUGAGGCGUCUAGCUUUUCAGUUACUCUCGGAUUUCUCCGACGACAACUACUUCUAUUUGUUUGAUUUGAAAUCCUUUUUUACUGCAAAGGCCUUGAAUAUGGCGAUUCCUGGAGGGCCGAAAUUUGAGCCUUUGUACCGUGACAUUGAUCCUGGGCAAGAAGAUUGGGACGAGUUCAACGACAUUAACAAGAUUAUUAUACGCCACCAGAUACGCACAGAAUACAAAAUUGCGUUUCCUCAUUUAUAUAACAGCCGCCCCCGGAAAGUUCAUAUUGGGUGGUACCACACUCCCAACGUUCUUUACAUUAACCCUGAAGAUCCGGAUCUUCCUGCGUUUUACUUUGAUCCGCUUAUAAAUCCUAUUUCCCACCGGAAUACGCUUCAAGUGAAGACUCCCGAAUUUGAGUUCGAGUCUGAUGAGGAAGACAUUCGUUGGUCGUUGCCGCCUAGCCUCGAAGCGCUUCUUUCCGACGUCCCUCUUUACACGGACAGAACGGCCAGCGGCAUCGAUAUCUACUGGUCGCCGCGCCCCUUCAAUCUUCGUUCCGACUUCACUCGAAGGGCCGUAGAUAUUCCCCUCGUCAAGUCGUGGUACAAGGAGCACGUGCCCCUCGGGCAUCCCGUGAAAGUCCGGUUGUCGUACCAAAAGCUGCUUAAAUGCUUCGUCUUGAACGAGCUGAAGCGGCGCCACCCGAAGGCUCUUCGCAAACGCUUCUUGUUUCGCUCCUUCAAGGCCACCAAGUUUUUCCAGACGACGGAAUUGGAUUGGGUAGAGGCUGGGCUGCAGAUCUGCCGGCAGGGCUACAACAUGCUGAAUCUUCUGAUACACCGGAAGAACCUCAACUAUCUGCAUUUGGACUAUAACUUCAAUCUGAAGCCUGUAAAGACACUCACCACAAAAGAGCGCAAAAAGUCACGCUUCGGAAACGCCUUCCACCUCUGCAGGGAAAUUCUUCGCCUCACCAAGCUCGUGGUCGACUCCAACGUCCAGUUUCGCCUCGGCAACGUGGAUGCCUUUCAGCUAGCAGACGGCAUUCAAUACAUAUUUGCUCACGUGGGGCAGCUAACGGGCAUGUACCGCUACAAGUACAAACUCAUGCGCCAAAUUCGCAUGUGUAAGGACUUAAAACAUCUCAUUUACUACCGAUUUAACACCGGUGCCGUGGGGAAGGGCCCCGGUUGUGGCUUCUGGGCGCCGGGAUGGCGGGUUUGGAUCUUUUUUCUUCGCGGUAUAGUCCCCCUGCUGGAGCGCUGGCUCGGAAAUCUGCUUGCCCGCCAAUUCGAAGGCCGCCACAGCAAAGGCAUCGCCAAAACCAUCACCAAGCAACGAGUGGAAUCGCACUUCGACUUGGAGUUGAGGCUUUCUGUUAUGCAUGACAUUCUGGACAUGAUGCCAGAAGGUAUCCGCCAAAAUAAGGCCAGGACCAUUCUUCAGCACUUGAGUGAGGCUUGGCGUUGCUGGAAAGCUAAUAUUCCUUGGAAAGUUCCUGGGAUGCCCAUCCCCGUGGAAAACAUGAUUUCACGGUAUGUCAAAAUGAAGGCUGACUGGUGGACAAACACGUCGCACUAUAACCGAGAGCGAAUCAGAAGAGGCGCGACAGUUGACAAAACUGUCUGCAAGAAGAAUCUUGGGCGCUUGACCCGCUUGUAUCUGAAGGAAGAGCAGGAGAGGCAGCACAACUACCUCAAGGACGGCCCGUACAUGUCUCCCGAGGAGGCCGUAGCCAUGUUCACCACCACCGUCCACUGGCUCGAGUCGCGGCGGUUUUCUCCUAUUCCCUUUCCGCCUCUCUCCUACAAACACGACACCAAACUUUUGAUUCUCUGUUUGGAGGGCCUCAAGGAAGCGCACAGCGUGAAAAGCCGCUUAAACCAGCAGCAGCGCGAGGAACUUGGCUGGAUCGAAAAGGCCUACGACAAUCCGCACGAGACUCUCUCCCGCAUCAAGCGCCAGCUCCUCACUAUGCAGUACUUCAAGGAGGUCGGGAUUGAAUUUAUGGAUCUUUACAGCCAUCUUAUCCCUGUCUACGACAUCGAGCCGCUCGAAAAAAUUACAGACGCAUACCUCGACCAGUACUUGUGGUACGAAGCCGACAAGAGGAGACUGUUUCCCCCGUGGAUUAAACCCGCUGACACCGAGCCCCCGCCGUUGCUCGUCUACAAGUGGUGCCAGGGGAUCAACAACCUUCAGGAUGUCUGGGAGACGUCGGAGGGCGAGUGUAGUGUGAUGCUUGAAACCUCUUUGAGUCGACUAUGCGAGAAAGUUGAGCUGACCUUCCUGCGGUCGUUGCUUCGGCUCAUCGUCGAUCACAACAUUGCAGACUACAUGACUUCCAAGAACAACGUCGUCAUAAACUACAAAGACAUGAACCACACGAACGUCCACGGCCUUAUCCGGGGCUUGCAGUUCGCCUCGUUCAUUGUUCAGUACUACGGACUUGUCAUUGACCUUCUUCUUGCGGGCAUGCACCGGGCCAGUGAUAUGGCCGGCCCGCCUCAGCUACCCAACGACUUUCUUACGUACCAAUCUGUGGCCAUUGAAACAAGGCACCCCAUCCGGCUCUAUUCGAGAUACAUCGACAAAGUGCACAUAUUUUUCCGGUUUACUGCUGACGAAUGCCGGGAUCUGAUCCAGCGGUUCCUAACCGACCAUCCCGACCCCAACAACGAGAACGUGGUUGGCUACAACAACAAGAAGUGCUGGGCACGGGACUGCAGGAUGCGGCUAAUGAAGCAUGACGUGAACUUGGGCCGUGCGGUCUUCUGGGACAUGAAGAACCGCCUCCCACGUGCUGUGACGACGAUCGAGUGGGACGAAAGCUUUGUGUCAGUGUACAGCAAGGACAACCCGUCGCUGCUGUUCAACAUGUGCGGCUUUGAAGUCCGUAUUCUUCCCAAAUGUCGAGCGUCUUUCGAGGAAAUGUCUCAGCGCGACGGCGUGUGGAACUUGCAGAACGAAGUAACAAAAGAGCGGACCGCACAAGCUUUCUUACGGGUUGAUGAUGCCAGCAUGGCGAAGUUCAACAAUCGCGUCCGGCAAAUAUUGAUGGCCUCGGGCUCUACCACGUUCACAAAAAUUAUUAAUAAGUGGAACACGGCCCUGAUUGGCUUGAUGACCUAUUUUCGGGAGGCGGCUGUUAAUACGCCGGAGUUGUUGGAUCUCCUUGUGAAGUGCGAGAACAAAAUCCAGACUCGCGUGAAGAUUGGGCUUAACUCAAAGAUGCCUUCCCGCUUUCCUCCUGUGGUAUUUUAUACACCCAAAGAGCUGGGUGGGCUGGGAAUGCUUUCAAUGGGCCACGUGCUAAUUCCCCAGUCAGAUUUGCGUUGGUCCAAGCAGACGGAGACGCAGAUCACUCAUUUUCGGUCGGGCAUGAGCCAUGAUGAAGACUGUCUGAUUCCCAACUUAUACCGGUACAUCCAGCCUUGGGAAAGCGAGUUUAUAGACUCCCAGCGAGUCUGGGCGGAGUACGCCUUGAAAAGACAGGAGGCUGCCCAGCAAAACAGGCAUCUGACCCUCGAAGAUCUCGAGGACAGCUGGGAUAGGGGCAUCCCUCGAAUCAACACGCUAUUUCAGAAGGACAGACACACCCUCGCGUACGACAAGGGGUGGCGCGUCCGCACCGACUUCAAGCAGUAUCAGGUCCUCAAAAACAACCCCUUUUGGUGGACUCACCAGCGGCACGAUGGAAAACUUUGGAAUUUGAACAACUACCGCACGGACAUGAUCCAAGCCCUCGGGGGCGUAGAGGGAAUCCUCGAGCACACGCUCUUUAAGGGCACCUACUUUCCCACAUGGGAGGGUCUCUUUUGGGAGAAGGCCAGCGGCUUCGAGGAAAGUAUGAAAUACAAGAAACUCACCAAUGCCCAGCGAUCGGGGUUGAACCAGAUCCCCAACCGCCGCUUCACAUUGUGGUGGUCCCCCACUAUCAACCGGGCAAAUGUCUAUGUGGGCUUUCAAGUCCAGCUCGAUCUGACUGGCAUCUUUAUGCACGGCAAGAUCCCCACUCUCAAGAUAUCGUUAAUUCAAAUUUUCCGGGCGCACUUAUGGCAGAAGAUACACGAAAGCAUUGUAAUGGACUUGUGUCAGGCGUUCGAUCAGGAGUUGGACCCGCUUGAUAUUGAAACUGUCCAGAAAGAGAGCAUUCACCCCCGCAAGUCUUAUAAGAUGAACAGCUCGUGCGCCGACAUUCUACUGUUUGCCUCCUACAAGUGGAACGUGUCGAAACCCUCGCUUCUGGCGGACAGCAGAGACACGAUGGAUAGCACCACAACAGCCAAAUAUUGGCUCGAUGUCCAACUUCGGUGGGGCGACUACGACUCCCACGAUGUUGAACGCUAUGCGCGAGCUAAGUUUCUUGACUAUACAAUGGAUAAUAUGAGCAUGUAUCCGUCCGGCACUGGCUGCCUGAUUGCCAUUGAUCUUGCCUACAAUUUGCACUCGGCUUACGGCAAUUGGUUUCCUGGCGCGAAGCCCCUUAUACAAAACGUGAUGGCGAAGAUCAUGAAAGCCGAUCCGGCACUGUACGUCCUUCGCAGCCGCAUCCGGAAAAGCUUGCAGCUUUACUCAUCUGAGCCGACCGAGCCUUACCUGUCCUCACAGAAUUACGGCGAGCUCUUCUCCAAUCAGAUUAUUUGGUUCGUUGAUGAUACGAAUGUCUACCGUGUGACAAUUCACAAGACUUUUGAAGGCAAUCUGACUACCAAACCCAUUAACGGCGCCAUAUUUAUAUUUAACCCACGCACUGGAGGCUUGCACUUGAAAAUCAUUCACACGAGUGUCUGGGCGGGCCAGAAGCGCUUGGGGCAGUUGGCCAAGUGGAAGACGGCCGAGGAGGUGGCCGCUCUCAUUCGCUCUUGCCCUGUUGAGGAGCAGCCCAAGCAAAUUAUAGUGACGAGGACGGGCAUGCUGGACCCGCUGGAAGUGCAUUUGCUUGAUUUCCCCAACAUUGUUAUUAAGGGAUCCGAGUUGCAGCUUCCCUUUCAGGCGUGUUUGAAGAUCGAAAAGUUCGGUGAUCUCAUUCUCAAGGCGAUGGAACCGCAGAUGCUUCUGUUUAACCUGUAUGACGAUUGGCUGAAGAGCAUCUCCUCGUACACGGCUUUUUCCAGGCUGAUCCUUAUUUUACGGGCCCUCCACGUGAACCCGGACAAAGCGAAGGUCAUCUUGAAGCCUAACAAGACAACUAUUACCGAGGCUCAUCACGUGUGGCCGACGCUCACUGAUGAGGAAUGGAUGAAUGUGGAAGUGCAGCUGAAGGAUCUUAUAUUGGCCGACUACGGCAAGAAAAACAACGUCAAUGUCUCUUCUUUAACCCAAUCAGAAAUACGCGAUAUCAUUUUGGGGAUGGAAAUAUCUGCGCCCUCUCAACAGCGCCAACAGAUUGCAGAAAUUGAGAAGCAGACGAAAGAUCAGGGACAGCUGACCUUAAAAACCACACGCACUGUUAAUAAGCAUGGCGACGAAAUGCUCGUUACCACCAACGUCGCCCAGUGGUCAGGCACCUUCUCUUCUAAAACGGAUUGGCGCGUACGGGCAAUUAGCUCCACUCUUCUACACCUCCGAACCAAUCAUAUCUAUGUGCUGUGCGAUAACGUGAAAGAGACUGGUUAUACCUACGUGCUCCCUAAGAAUAUACUGAAGAAGUUUAUUAUAGUCGCCGACCUGAGAACGCAGAUUGGCGGGUAUCUCUACGGCGUGCAUCCUCCCGAUAACCCGCAGGUCUACGAGGUGCGCUGCAUUGUCAUGCCGCCCCAGUACGGCACCCACCAGACCGUCCGCUUCCCCAAUAAGUUACCGCAGAACGAGUAUUUGGACGACUUGGAGCCGCUUGGUUGGAUCCACACCCAGCCGGAAGAGACUGGAGGCUCGUAUCUAAAUCCUCAUGACGUAGCCACCCACUCGAAGAUUCUUGCGGAGCAUCCGGAAUGGGAUAUUGAGAAGGCGAUAGUCAUGACGUGCAGCUUCACGCAAGGCUCGUGCUCGCUUUCUGCAUAUAAGAUUACCCCAUCCGGCUUGGAGUGGGGCAAGAGUAGCCGCGAUGCCUCGAACAUUCAAGGCUACUUGACUUCCUUUUUCGAGAAUGUCCAAAUGCUCCUUUCCGACCGUUUUCUCGGCUUCUUCAUGGUACCUGCGCUCGGCUCGUGGAACUACAACUUUCACACUUCGCAUGACCCCACCAUCGACUAUGAUCUGCAACUCGCUAAUCCGAAAGAAUAUUACCACGAAGUUCACCGUCCAGAUCACUUUUCCAACUUUUCUAAAAUUGAAAAUCGAGACGAUUUAAACUUGGAUUUUGAAAAUGUAUACGAAUAAAAGCAUGA
Zophobas morio is the source of this 7077-nucleotide messenger RNA. RefSeq names its product pre-mRNA-processing-splicing factor 8-like. Gene Ontology annotation, cellular component: catalytic step 2 spliceosome; U5 snRNP. Gene Ontology annotation, biological process: spliceosomal tri-snRNP complex assembly; mRNA splicing, via spliceosome. Gene Ontology annotation, molecular function: metallopeptidase activity; U2 snRNA binding; protein binding. NCBI's taxonomy places the organism in Eukaryota, Metazoa, Arthropoda, Insecta, Coleoptera, Tenebrionidae. The transcript is spliced from 45 exons. The record is from RefSeq and is a predicted model, not a curated record. Bases 62 to 7069 code for a protein of 2335 amino acids.